UAAGGCUAUGUUUACAUCUGUGCUGGUGGUGCGGCUGCGGAUCCGCACUAAAAUUCGUGCACCACCCGCACAGAGGAAUGCGGACCCACGGGCAGGUGCCAUUAGUUCUAAUGGCACGCCGCCCGCACUGGAAAAAGGCAACUGUACUGGGAACGGAGGUUCCCGUGCAGGCUGCGUUUUCAGAAGAAGUGCGGGGACUUCAUCCCUGCGUGUCACGGGGCAUGGGAGUCCAUUCAAAUGAAUGGGCUCUCGUGCCCGCACAAAAACACGGCCCGCACGACCGCAUAUAUUUGAACCAGGGGUAAAUGU
Messenger RNA from Staurois parvus, 309 nucleotides. The record is from the annotation of a GenBank genome assembly. NCBI's taxonomy places the organism in Eukaryota, Metazoa, Chordata, Amphibia, Anura, Ranidae.